Molecule: messenger RNA, 7791 nt
Organism: Haliaeetus leucocephalus (bald eagle)
Lineage: Eukaryota; Metazoa; Chordata; Aves; Accipitriformes; Accipitridae
Gene: CELSR2
Product: cadherin, EGF LAG seven-pass G-type receptor 2
Exons: 32
Biological process (GO): cell surface receptor signaling pathway; G protein-coupled receptor signaling pathway; homophilic cell-cell adhesion
Cellular component (GO): plasma membrane
Molecular function (GO): calcium ion binding; G protein-coupled receptor activity
Source: RefSeq, a predicted model, not a curated record
CGCCGGCGCCGCAGCCCCAACACGGCGCCACAGUUCCAGCCCUCCAGCUACCAGGCCUCGGUGGGGGAGAACCAGCCGGCGGGGACGCCGGUGACGCGGGUGACGGCGGUGGACCCCGACGAGGGGGAGGCGGGCCGGCUGCACUACGCCAUGGCUGCCCUCUUCGACAGCCGUUCCGACGCCCUCUUCGCCAUGGACCCCGACACCGGCGCCGUCACCACCGCCACCCCCCUGGACCGCGAGAGCAAGAGCACCCAUGUCUUCCGGGUGACGGCUGUGGACCACGGGACACCCCGGCGCAGCGCCAUGGCCACAUUGACGGUGACGGUGAGCGACGCCAACGACCACGACCCGGCCUUUGAGCAGCCUGAGUACCGGGAGAGCGUGCGGGAGAACCUGGAGGUGGGCUACGAGGUGCUGACGGUGCGGGCCACUGAUGGGGAUGCUGGUCCCAAUGCCAACGUCCUCUACCGUCUUCUCAAUGCCGGCGGCGCCAACGAGGUCUUUGAGAUCGAUCCCCGCUCAGGCGUCAUCCGCACCCGUGGCCCCGUGGACCGCGAGGCGGUGGAGGCCUUUGAGCUCUUGGUGGAGGCCACGGAUCAAGGCCAGGAGCCAGGACCCCGCAGCGCCACGGCCACCGUCCGCAUCGCUGUGGAGGACGACAACGACAACGCGCCGCAGUUCAGUGAGAAGCGUUACGUGGCGCAGGUCCCCGAGGAUGUGGCGCCCAACUCGGCCGUGCUGCGGGUGACGGCCACCGACCGCGACAAGGGCAGCAACGCCCUGGUGCACUACAGCAUUGUCAGCGGUAACACCCGCGGCCACUUCUACAUCGACGCGCAGACGGGCGCGCUGGACGUGGUCAGCCCCCUGGACUAUGAGGUUAGCAAGGAGUUCACCCUAAGGAUCCGGGCGCAGGACGGUGGCCGCCCACCCCUCUCCAACAUCAGCGGUUUGGUCACCAUCCAGGUGUUGGAUGUCAACGAUAACGCCCCCAUCUUUGUCAGCACACCCUUCCAGGCCACCGUGCUGGAGAACGUGCCGGUGGGUUACUCCGUCAUCCAUGUUCAAGCCAUCGAUGCCGAUUCAGGUGACAACGGCCGGCUGGUCUACACCCUCCUGGAGACCGGCGCCGGCUUCCCCUUUACCAUCAACAACAGCACCGGGUGGAUUGUGGUGGCCUCCGAGCUGGACCGGGAGGCGGUGGACUUCUACAACUUCGGGGUGGAGGCACAGGACCAGGGUAACCCCCCCAUGGCCUCCUCAGCCAGCGUCAGUGUCACCAUCUUGGAUGUCAAUGACAACAGCCCCGAGUUCACGCAACGGGAGUACAGCGCCCGCCUGAACGAGGACGCGGCGGUGGGCACCAGCGUCCUCACCGUCUCCGCUGUUGACCGUGAUGCCAACAGCGUCAUCACUUACCAGAUCUCCAGUGGCAACACCCGCAACCGCUUCUCCAUCACCAGCCAGAGCGGCGGUGGGCUCAUCUCCCUCGCCCUGCCCCUGGACUACAAGCUGGAGCGGCAGUACCUCCUCACCAUCGCCGCCUCUGACGGCACCCGCCAGGACAUGGCCCAGGUGGUCGUCAACGUCACUGACGCCAACACCCACCGACCCGUCUUCCAGAGCUCCCACUACACUGUCAAUGUCAACGAGGACCGGCCAGUGGGCACCACAGUGGUGGUCAUCAGCGCCACGGAUGAGGACACAGGGGAGAACGCCCGCAUCACCUACCUGAUGGAGGACAGCAUCCCCCAGUUCCGCAUUGCCGCCGAGACGGGGGCCGUCACCACCCAGAUGGAGCUGGACUACGAGGACCAGGUGUCCUACACCCUGGCCAUCACGGCGCGUGACAAUGGCAUCCCACAGAAGUCCGACACCACCUACCUGGAGAUCCUGGUGAGUGACGUCAAUGACAACGCACCCCAGUUCCUCCGUGACUCCUACCAGGGCUCCGUCUACGAGGAUGUGCCCGCCUUCACCAGCGUCCUCCAGGUAUCUGCCACUGACCGUGACUCAGGGCUCAAUGGCAGGGUCUUCUACACCUUCCAAGGGGGUGAUGAUGGGGAUGGCGACUUCAUCAUUGAGUCCACCUCUGGCAUCGUCCGCACCUUGCGCCGCCUCGACCGGGAGAACGUGCCGCUCUACGCCCUGCGGGCGUUCGCUGUUGAUAAGGGGGUCCCGGCCAAGCGGACACCGGUGGAGAUCCAAGUGACAGUGCUGGACGUCAAUGACAACCCGCCCGUCUUCGAGCGGGAUGAGUUUGACAUCUUUGUUGAGGAGAACAGCCCCAUUGGGCUAGUGGUGGCCCGGAUCACAGCCACUGACCCCGAUGAGGGCACCAACGCCCAAAUCAUGUACCAGAUCGUGGAGGGCAAUAUCCCUGAGGUCUUCCAGCUGGAUAUCUUCUCCGGCGAACUCACCGCCUUGGCCGACCUGGACUACGAGUCCAAGGCGGAGUACGUCAUGGUGGUCCAAGCCACCUCGGCCCCCCUGGUCAGCAGGGCCACCGUCCACGUUCGCCUUCGCGACGCCAACGACAACAGCCCCCAACUCAAGAACUUCGAGAUCCUCUUCAACAACUACAUCACCAACCGUUCGGGCAGCUUCCCUGGGGGGGUCAUCGGCCGCAUCCCGGCCCACGACCCCGACGUCUCCGACAGCCUCACCUACGCCUUUGAGCAGGGGAACGAGCUCAACCUGGUGCUGCUGGACCCCCACAGCGGGGACCUGCGCCUCAGCCCUGCCCUGGACAACAACCGCCCACUGGAGGCCGUCAUGAGGGUCUCCGUCUCGGACGGGGUCCACAGCGCGACGGCCCAGUGCACGCUGCGGGUGACGGUGAUCACGGACGAGAUGCUGAGCAACAGCAUCACCCUGCGCUUGGCCGACAUGUCCCAGGAGCGAUUCCUCUCCCCCCUGCUCAGCCGCUUCCUGGAGGGGGUGGCAGCUGUCCUGGCCACCCCCCGCCACCGUGUCGUCCUCUUCAAUAUCCAAACGGACACGGACGUGGGGACCGCCCGUAUCCUCAACGUCAGCCUCUCAGUGCUGCUGCCCACCUCGGGGCACGGCGCCCGCUUCUUCUCCUCCGAGGAGCUGCAGGAGCGGCUCUACCUCAACCGCUCGCUGCUGGCCGCCAUCUCGGCCCAGCGGGUCCUGCCCUUUGACGACAACAUCUGCCUGCGCGAGCCCUGCGAGAACUACAUGCGCUGCGUCUCCGUCCUCCAAUUCGACAGCUCGGCGCCCUUCCUCGCUUCUGACACCAUCCUCUUCCGCCCCAUCCAUCCCGUCACCGGCCUGCGCUGCCGCUGCCCGCCCGGCUUCACCGGCGACUACUGCGAGACGGAGAUCGACCUCUGUUACUCCAGCCCGUGCGGCAGCAACGGGCGGUGCCGGAGCCGCGAGGGCGGCUACACCUGCGAGUGCCACGAGGAUUUCACCGGGGAGCGCUGUGAGCUGAGCGCCCGGGGGGGUCGCUGCGCCCCGGGGGUCUGCCGCAACGGGGGCACCUGCCUCAACCUGCUGGUGGGGGGGUUCCGCUGCCAGUGCCCCCCCGGGCACUACGAGAAGCCCUUCUGCACCAUGAGCACCCGCAGCUUCCCCCCACGCUCCUUCCUCACCUUCCGCGGCCUCCGCCAGCGCUUCCACUUCACCCUCGCCCUGACGUUUGCCACCAAGGAGCGGGACGGGCUCCUGCUCUACAACGGGCGCUUCAACGAGAAGCACGACUUUGUGGCGCUGGAGAUCGUGGGCGAGCAGGUCCAGCUCACCUUCUCAGCAGGUGAGACCACCACCACGGUGUCACCCUUUGUGCCGGGUGGUGUCAGCGACGGGCAGUGGCACCGGGUCCAGCUCCACUACUACAACAAGCCGGUGCUGGGGCGGUCAGGGCUGCCCCAGGGCCCCUCGGAGCAGAAAGUGGCCGUGGUGACAGUGGACGACUGUGACACCGGCAUGGCUCUCCGGUUCGGCCCCGUCCUGGGCAACUACUCCUGUGCUGCCCAGGGCACCCAGUCUGGCAGCAAGAAGUCGCUGGAUCUGACGGGGCCGCUGCUGCUGGGCGGCGUGCCCACCCUGCCCGAGAGCUUCCCCAUCCGCAGCCGGCAGUUCGUGGGGUGCAUGCGGCACCUCCACAUUGACCAGCGCCCCGUCGACAUGGCCGCCUUCAUCGCCAACAAUGGCACCUUGCCCGGUGAGGGGCACAGGGGUCUGAGCGAGGGGCAGGCGGAGGCGGGCGUCUGGCAGGGGGGCUCCCGCCUGGCCUGGCUGCGGCUGCCCCACACCAAGGUCAACGAUGGCGACUGGCACCACCUCCAGCUGGAGCUGCGGGGGGCCCCUGGCCGCCCCCCCCCCGCCACCCUCCUCCUCCUCGCCCUCGACUAUGGCCGCCACCAGGCGGUGGCCGACGUGGCCGGGGAGCUGCAGGGGCUGCGGCUGCGGACACUGAGCGUGGGGGGGAUGGCGGGUGACGGCGGCACCGUGGAGCAGGGCUUCCGUGGCUGCCUGCAGGGCGUGCGUGUGGGCGAGACGGCGGCCAGCGCGGUGGCACUGAGCGUGGCGCAGGCGGCGCGGGUGAACGUGGAGGGGGGCUGUGCCCUGCCCGACCCCUGCGACUCGGGGCCCUGCCCCCCCCACAGCUACUGCAGCGACGACUGGGACAGCUUCUCCUGCCGCUGCCACCCCGGCUACUUCGGUGACAGCUGUGUCAGCGCUUGUGCCCUCAACCCCUGCCAGUCCCCAGCCACCUGCGCCCGCAAACCAGGCUCGGUGCAUGGUUACACAUGCGAGUGUCCCCAAGGUCACUUCGGUCCCUACUGCGAGCACAAGGAGGCCCAGCCGUGCCCGCGGGGGUGGUGGGGCCACCCCACCUGCGGCCCCUGCAGCUGCGACGUCACCAAGGGCUUCGACCCCGACUGCAACAAGACGACAGGCGAGUGUCGCUGCAAGGAGAACCACUACCGCCCAGCGGGCAGCGACUCUUGCCUGCUCUGCGACUGUUACCCCACCGGGUCCCUGUCCCGCCUCUGCGAUGCCACCAGCGGGCAGUGUCCCUGCAAGGCCGGCGUCAUCGGCCGCCACUGCGACCGCUGUGACAACCCCUUCGCCGAGGUGACGGCCAGCGGCUGCGAAGUCAACUACGACAGCUGUCCCCGUGCCAUCGAGGCCAGCAUUUGGUGGCCCCGCACCCGCUUCGGGCUGCCCGCCGCUGCCCCCUGCCCCAAGGGAUCCAUCGGCACAGCAGUCCGACACUGUGAUGAGCACAAGGGCUGGCUGCCCCCCAACCUCUUCAACUGCAGUUCCCUGGCCUUCGCCGCCCUCCGGGCCUGGGCGGAACGACUGUCGCGGAACGAGUCGGCACUGGACCCGGCGCAGUCGCGGCGCGUGGCCCUGCAGCUGCACGAUGCCACCCGCCGCACGGCCGCCUACUUCGGCAGCGACCUGCGCCUGGCGUACCGGCUGGCCAGCCGCCUGCUGCAGCACGAGAGCGCCCAGCGCGGCUUCCGCCUGGCCGCCACCCAGGACGUCCACUUCACCGAGAACCUGCUGCGGGUGGGCAGCGCCCUGCUGGACACCAGCAACAAGCGGCACUGGGAGCUGAUCCAGCAGACAGAGGGGGGCACGGCCUGGCUGCUGAAGCACUUCGAGGACUACGCCAGCGCCCUGGCGCAGAACAUGCCCCAGACCUACCUCAGCCCCUUCACCAUCGUCACCCCCAACAUCGUGGUGUCGGUGGUGCGGCUGGACAAGGGCAGCUUUGCGGGCGCCCGGCUGCCACGCUACGAGGCGCUGCGGGGGGAGAAGCCGCCCGACCUGGAGACCACCGUCAUCCUGCCAGACAGCGUCUUCCGGCCCCCCGAGGGCAGGCAAGCUACAGAGGAGGAGGAGGAGGAGGAGGAGGAGGAUGAAGAGGAGGAGGUGACCCUGGUGACCCGGCACAAGCGCCACCCGGCACUGGGCGAGGGCCAGGCCAUCGCCAGCGUCAUCAUCUACCGUACCCUGGCCGGACUCCUGCCCGAGCAGUACGACACCGACAAGCGCAGCCUCAGGGUGCCCAAGCGCCCUAUCAUCAACACACCGGUGGUGAGCAUCAGCGUGCACGCGGGGGGGGCACGGGCACCGCGGGCGCUGGCGAAGCCCAUCACCCUCCAGUUCCGGCUGUUGGAGACCCAGGAGCGCUCGAAGCCCAUCUGCGUCUUCUGGAACCACUCCCUGCUGGCGGGCGGCACGGGUGGCUGGUCGGCGCGGGGCUGUGAGGUCGUCUUCCGCAACCGGAGCCACGUCAGCUGCCAGUGCCACCACCUGACCAGCUUCGCCGUCCUCAUGGACAUCUCCCGCCGUGAGCUGGCGUGCACGGUGGUGGCCAUCCUGCUGCAGUUCCUCUACAUGAGCGCGGUGGGCUGGGCGCUGUUGGAGGGGCUGCACCUCUACCGGCGCCGCAGCGAGCCCCGCCACGUCGACCGUGGGCCCAUGCGCUUCUACCAUGUCCUGGGCUGGGGGCUGCCCGCCUUCAUCACCGGGCUGGCGGUGGGGCUGGACCCCGAGGGCUACGGCAACCCCGACUUCUGCUGGCUCUCCAUCCACGACAGCCUGGUCUGGAGCCUGGCGGGGCCCAUCGCCUGCGCCGUGGCCGUCAGCAUCUUCUUCCUCGUGCUGGCGGCCAGGGCCACCUGCGCCACCCCGCAGGGCUUCGAGAAGAAGGGCACGGCCUCUGGGCUGCAGACGGCGGUGGUGGUGCUGGCGCUGCCCAGCCUGGCCUGGCUCCUGGCCCUGCUCUCCGUCAACAGCGACGCUCUCCUCUUUCACUACCUCUUCGCCGUCUCCAACUGCCUCCAGGGCCCCCUCAUCUUCCUCUUCUGCGUGGUGCUGAGCAAGGAGGUGCGGCGGAGCCUGCGGCUCAGCUGCACCCGCAGGCGCAGCCCCGACCCCGCGCUGGCCACCAAAUCCACCCUGACCCCCGCCUAUGGCUGUGACAGCACCUACGUGGCGGGGCGGCUGUACCCAGCACCCACCGGCGGCUCCACUGGCUCCCUGCACAGCACCGCACGCUCUGGCAAGAGCCACCACAGCUACAUCCCCUUCGUGCGCCGGGAGGACUCGGGGCUGGCGGGCAGCCCAGGGCAGCGGGCGCUGGCCGAGCCAGGGGGGCUCUUCCUCGACGCCCAGGACCAGCCUGAAGAGCACGACACAGACUCGGACAGUGACCUGUCGCUGGAGGAUGACCGGAGCGGCUCCUAUGGCUCCACGCACUCCUCUGAGAGCGAGGAUGAGGCCCCCCCCGCUGGCUGGGACACCUUGCCCGGGCCCUCCCUAUCCCCCCCAGCCCCCGGUGACAGCCUGGUGGCCCCAGGGCGGCCGUACUGGCCAGGGGAAUUCAUGACUACGGCCAGCGAGAGCGAGGGGCACGGGGGCAGCGAGACCCUGCGGGUGGAGCCGGCGGGGGGUGAGGGACCCCCCCGGGGUGAGCCCCCCCGCCUUAAUGGCGAGGCGCUCCCUAGGGACCCCCCGCUGCUGCCCCUGCCACACCCCCACAAAGGCAUCCUGAAGAAGAAGUGCCUGCCCCCCAUCAGCGAGCGGGGCAGCACCCAGCGCCUCGGGCCCCCCCCGCCACCUCCCACGGGCACCGCCACCUCCUCGGGCAGCGAGGGCAGCCGGGUGGGGGGCACCGGCGCCCCCCGCCCCCGCCAGACCCUGCAGGAGCAGCUCAGCGGUGUCACCCCCAUCGCCAUGAGCAUCAAGGCGGGCACCGUGGACGAGGACUCCUCCGGCUCUGAAUUUCUGUUUUUUAAUUUU